AUGCCCUCAGCCCGAGAAUCCCCAGACAAGGCCCGGCUGCUCUACUAUCAGAAGGCCGCAAGAGACACUGAGGAAUCCCAGGAAGAGACGAGGGACAUCGAGGGCGAUGAAGUGCUCGCCUCAAGAUCUUCGGACCACGGCCCCUGGAAGAUUGUGGCAUUGAUCGCUCUUCUAGCGACGGCGGUGGGCAUGGCAGGCGUGGCAGGUCGACGGAUGCUGAACUACAAGGCACCGGACGCGAGGGAACCAGUGUGGCUGCAGCUUGCCGCGCACAGGGACGCCACGAAGCACGCCUCAGCCGCAGCAGCCGCAGCCAGUACCGCAAGCACCAAGUGCCACUCCGCAGUCGCUGGCGAAGCGUGCUAUGGUGCCGUUUUGUGGCACAAAUGGAUCGGAACUAUUGAGAAUCCCGGUGCCUACCCCAAGGGUGUGUGGAGGGGUUCCAAUCGCACGGUUAUCCAGCAGUUCCUGCACGAGACGAACCAAUCCGACUGUCCGAGGCCUUGCCAAAACGAGCCAUACCCAAUCCCACCACCCGCUCCGAAAGGAUCGCCAUCAAUUUAUUGCUUCUCCGUGGCCCGGCCUGGGCCAGAGAUGGAUACCAUGCACUUGCAGAGGCAGACCGGAAGCGGUAUCUUUGCCUGUGACGGGUUCGGGGUUUACAGCGAUGUGGAUGUGGACAUCCAGGGGAUCAGGACCAUCCCCAUCGGCUCAACGGCAUCCGGCGUCUCUGUGGACAAUACCGCCGCUAACUCCCAGGUCUUCAUGAGAACGUGGCUGACUUUGCUGAACAAUAACGACUGGUGGCACUACGACUUCAUCGCCAAGGUCGACCCGGAUGCAAUUCUUUUCCCGGAGCGGGUCCGGCCACACCUGUCCUGGCACGUUGGUGCGCCGGUCUUCUUCCUCAACUGUGCGAAAUGGAAGCCAGCGAUGUACGGGGCUCUGGAGGUGUUUUCCAAGCAAGCCCUCGGAAAAUAUCACGCACAGCAUUGGAGCUGUGAGCAUAGCUUGCCGUUCUGGUCCUGGGGGGAAGACAAGUAUAUGGCGGGAUGCCUGGAGAUGUUGGGAGUGCAGGCCCUGCAAGACUACGGCAACUUCUUGCACGACGAACGCUGUUGGGGCGUAGAUUGCGGCAACAAGGCCGCUGUGGCGUUCCACUCGUUCAAAGCCGUGAACAAUUGGUACCGCUGCUACCUGUCCUCGAAAUGA
Molecule: messenger RNA, 1212 nt
Organism: Symbiodinium sp. CCMP2592
Lineage: Eukaryota; Dinophyceae; Suessiales; Symbiodiniaceae
Source: the annotation of a GenBank genome assembly